UAUAUAUAUGAUAUAGUUGUCCCAAAAAUUCUACUAAAUUUGCUAUCAACAAUUCGGUUGUUUUGUUAUUAUGGUUUUAACAUUAGUAAUAGUAGUUAAAGAACAAACCAGGCAAAGUACGUCACUUUCAUCUACCCCUUUCGAGAUAUAUCUGGCGACUGACCGAUUGAUGAUGAGCGACUACAAGUACAUGUUCAAGAUACUCAUUCUGGGUGACUGCGGCGUGGGCAAGUCCUGUCUGCUGAUGCGCUUCUCGGACGGUCGAUUCACAGGGAAGUACCUGUGCACGGUGGGCGUGGACUUCAAGGUGCGCACCGUUGAGGUGGCCGGCCAGGUGGUGAAGCUCCAGAUCUGGGACACCGCCGGCGAGGAGCGCUUCAAGUCGGUGCUGCCGGCCUACUAUCGCGGUGCCCAUGGCAUUCUGCUCGUCUACGACACCACUUCGGCCAGCAGUUUCCAGAGCAUCGAUGGCUGGCUGGAGGAGAUCCAUCGCAAUUGUCCGGACAGGGUCAACAUCCUGCUGGUGGGCAACAAGUGCGACGACCUGGAGCGCCGCCAGGUGAGCCAGCAGCAGGCGGCCCACUACGCUGAUUACCGGACCAUCGCCUUUCGCGAGGCCUCCGCCAAGAGUGGCGCCAAUGUGAAUCACAUAUUCGCCGCCUUGGCAGUCAAUAUUUUCAAUCGCCUGGUGGCCAAACCCUCAGCUCCCAGCCGAAUGCUGGGCGGGCAGGACGCAAAGGACGACGACAUGGAGAAGCCACCAGCUCCCAAAAUCCGGCUGGCGGGCUCUCAUCGCCUGCGGCCCAAACAUGUCGCGUCUUGCUGUUGAGAAACUUGCUUCUUAUAUAUUUUCUUUAAGUUUUUUCUUUUCU
This is a messenger RNA of Drosophila subpulchrella, 872 nucleotides long. It is a transcript of the gene Rab9D, whose product is annotated as GTP-binding protein yptV1. The transcript has 2 exons. Gene Ontology annotation, biological process: cellular response to insulin stimulus; protein secretion; protein localization to plasma membrane. Gene Ontology annotation, cellular component: trans-Golgi network transport vesicle; endosome; synaptic vesicle. Bases 71 to 829 code for a protein of 252 amino acids. The record is from RefSeq and is a predicted model, not a curated record. Lineage: Eukaryota; Metazoa; Arthropoda; Insecta; Diptera; Drosophilidae. Gene Ontology annotation, molecular function: GTP binding; GTPase activity.